CUCUCUGUGGUUCGAAAACAACGGAGCAACAAGAUACCUACAGCAAGUAACCAGAUACCUAUAGCAAGGCAACCCCACUUUCGCAUGAGAGGGAGAAGUUGAGCCUCAUAAACAAACUAAGCUUCCCAAACAGAAUCUCCUCUCAACGCAUCCUUCUAAAGACACCGAAACAACACACACACACACACAACACAAUGGGCUGCUCUAUCUCCAUCCUUGAACUGGAACAAAAUGGCAUCAUUGCCGAUAUCCUUCCCACUGGGGAGUUCGUCCAAGUUGACUCUGGAAAUACUGUCACGUUCUUUUGCCGACAGGAAGGCGCCACCCUACUGGAUGGCUUUGACUAUCCGGUCCCGAACGGUGUCUAUCAGUAUCACUGUCCCGAAGGCCUGGACGAUUACACAUUCAGCCAUAUUCAAGAGACGCUCCGCUGUCAAGGACCACCCACAGAAUCACCAACUUCAGCACCUACCACAAUAGCCCCAACUUCAGCACCUACGACCAGCUCGGCACCUUCUGUUGCCCCAACAACCGCUCAUCCCACGACUCUUGCACCUUCUGCCAUUCCUACAACUUUGGCACCGCACUCUGACAGGAUUUCAACACCCUCAGGCUGCAUUAUCCCAGCCAUGGCAGGCAUUCAGGGUUUCCAGGCAGCUUCCAGUCCAGACCAAGUGGAGAUUGUUCGAUUCCCAAUCAGUAAGAGUAAUGGUUCCGAGUAUUACACGCUUCACCCUCAUGACACCAUUAUUUUUGCCUGCGAACAGGACAGCCAAAGGAUGAAGAUCAAUGGGGAAGCAUUGGAACCUCGCUCUGUGAACUUUUACCCCUACACAUGCUUGGUAGAUGGAUGCGGGGAACAAGAAGCCAACAUUGAUCUUUCGCUAACUUGCGAAGACAGAGGCACAUUGAGAAGACUUGGAAGCUCUCGUGUUGUCAUGCAUUAGUUAGAACAAACCAUAGUUAGUCAAGAAUUAGAAGUAUUCAUUAUCGUAAAUCACUUCU
Messenger RNA from Seminavis robusta, 1005 nucleotides. NCBI's taxonomy places the organism in Eukaryota, Bacillariophyta, Bacillariophyceae, Naviculales, Naviculaceae. The record is from the annotation of a GenBank genome assembly.